Mercenaria mercenaria is the source of this 1200-nucleotide messenger RNA. RefSeq names its product leukotriene B4 receptor 1-like. Gene Ontology annotation, biological process: G protein-coupled receptor signaling pathway. The transcript has a single exon. Lineage: Eukaryota; Metazoa; Mollusca; Bivalvia; Venerida; Veneridae. The record is from RefSeq and is a predicted model, not a curated record. Bases 1 to 1200 code for a protein of 399 amino acids. Gene Ontology annotation, cellular component: plasma membrane. Gene Ontology annotation, molecular function: G protein-coupled receptor activity.
AUGGCGUUAUUCUCAGACAACCUGACGAUGGCUGACGUAAACCUUACGGACUUCUUUCCCAACGACGUCGAAUUAAACACCACGAAUUCAACGGUUUCGCCACCGAAACAAAGUUUUGCUGAAUUGCAGAACAGUUUUUACGUUGCAAGUUAUGUCCUUACACCGAUAUUUUUGGUAAUAGGACUUUUCGGUAACGGAGUGACCAUUUUCACCAUGGCCUCAAAAUCAUUCUCAAACAUGACAUCACGAUACAUUCUAAUUGCGCUGGCCCUGUCUGACACCACACUCCUGCUGACACAGCCAUUUAACAAGUUGUUUCUCCGCAAACUAAUUGGGUAUGACGUCAGGGCAAUGUCCGAUAUUGGCUGUAAGGCGUUCUUUCAUAUUUUCAAAACCGGAAAGAUGACGUCAUCAUGGUUAAUUGUCAUCCUAUGCUUCGAGCGUUUCGUUGCUGUGGUUUUCCCAUUUAAAACGAAGACGAUCAUAACAAAGAAGAGCAUCCUGGCAUUGAUCGCUAUAGAUUACAUAUUCAUUGUCACAUAUAACGGUGUGUGGACAUUUUCGUCGAUCAUUGUAGACGGAACAUGCAAACCGGAUGUGACGUAUCCGGAAACGAAGGAGAAGUACCGAGAUUUCCUGCUCGCUGGUUCCUCGUUCUAUUCGUUGAUCCCAAUGAUAAUUAUGGCAAUACUUACUCCAGUCAUUGUGAUCAAACUUCUACUGCAAAGACGUAAAAGGAAGCAUUUAGCUGGAGCUGCAGGAGACAAGGCCGACUCGGAGACGAUACGGAUAUCCGCUAUGUUAAUCGGUAUAGUAGUCGCCUACGUUGCUUUAGUGCUGCCGAUUACCAUAGUCCACAAUUUGGCUUUCUGGAGAAAUGUAAGCGCCUUUGAUGUCAACACUCGUGGAUUUUUCAUUCUGCGAGAGGUAGCCCAAAUAUUUGAGCAGCUUAAUUAUUCUAUCAAUUUCUUUCUGUACGUUCUUUGUUCGUCGAAAUUCAGAGGGCGUGUCAUAGAGCUUCUGGGUCUGAGCAAAUGCGUUGAACGAGCAAGGGCACAGUCUACGUCAUCAAAAACGCGGUCAACAACUGCGAACAGGACAGCCCGUCCAUUGGAAAAUGUGGAAUCCGGCGCAUCAGUUUCUAAAAAUACGAAUGGGGAGAAAGAAACGAAGACGACGCAAAAUCAUAUAAGGUCAUGA